Messenger RNA from Effrenium voratum, 1279 nucleotides. Lineage: Eukaryota; Dinophyceae; Suessiales; Symbiodiniaceae. The record is from the annotation of a GenBank genome assembly.
GCCAUGGGGUCAACACGGCGUCAGAGAGACUGACCCAGAGUCGGCCAUUUGGAUCCCCAUUGCUAUGAUCUUGCGCCGCACAACCGUCGGGCUGCUGUGCUGCGCUCUGGCCAUUCAGCAGCGAGUGCCACACGCAGCUUCCACAAUGUACUCCGGGAUCUUAGGGCCUCUCACUGGAAAGGUCCAGUCUGCUUUUCAGCCGAGCCGGCCAAGCCAGCGCCCCAUCGCCCCAGAGUAUACCGCAGAGCCAUUGGAAGACCCACAGGUUCGACGGCUCGUGGAGAACGUGGACCCGUCCCUUCGCAGAAACCCGCCCUCCGGGACCUAUGACCUGGUGGUGCUUGGGGCGGGGGUAGCUGGCCUCAUCAGCUGCAUUGUGGGCCGCCAGCUGGGAAGAAAGGUGGCUCUGGUGGAGCAGCACUACAUGGGUGGCGACUGCCUCAACACCGGGUGUGUCCCCUCCAAGGCCUUGAUUGCCGCGGCCCGGGAGGCCGCCAGGCCUGUCCUGCGGGGCGGCGACCUCGGGGUGCGAGUGCCGGAGGUGGCGGUGGAUUUUGAGGCCGUCAUGUCACGCAUGCGGCGAAUCCGCGCUGAGAUCUCGGAGCACGACUCAGUGCGGAGGUAUUCCGAAGACUUGGGGGUGGAGGUUUACUCCGGCGCGGCCCGGUUCAUGGGAAAGCGCCAGGUGACGCUGGCAGACGGCACGGAGCUGGGCUUCCGGAAGUGUAUCCUUGGCACUGGCGCCGGCGCGCUAGUGCCAAAGGAGCUGGAGGGCAUCCCCCACCUGACCAACUCCAACCUCUGGAACUUACGGCACUUGCCGCCGCGGCUGGUGGUGCUGGGGGCUGGUGUCAUCGGCCUGGAGAUCGCGCAGGCCAUGCGGCGCCUGGGCAGCCAGGUCACCAUCAUCAGCCCUUCGGGCAGGGUCAUGCCCAAAGAGGAGCCGGAAGCCGCAGAACUGGUGAGAAAGGCGCUGGACCGGGACGGCGUGAGGCUGCUGGCUGCCAAGCUGCUCAAAGUGGACCGUCAGGCAGAGGCCCUUGUUGGUCAGCAGACGGAUCUAUGCGCGUGGAUCCUCUUUGCGACACAAUUAGAGAGGAGAUGGUGAAGCUCUAGCUGAGAUUUCCUGCUUAUGUGGUUGUUUGUUUUGUUUGCUUGCUUCUUUGGCAUGUUUGUUUGGCAUGUUUGUUUGUUUUUUGUUUGUUUGUUUGCCUGCCUGCCUGUUUGUUUGCCUGCCUGCCUGCCUGUCUGUCUGUUUGUUUGCUGUCUGUUUGUCUGU